Molecule: messenger RNA, 958 nt
Organism: Myotis myotis
Lineage: Eukaryota; Metazoa; Chordata; Mammalia; Chiroptera; Vespertilionidae
Exons: 7
Coding region: 218-958 (246 amino acids)
Source: RefSeq, a predicted model, not a curated record
UGGUGGUCGGUCUGUCUGUGGCAGUAGGCGUUUUGGCUGCCAAGGCCAAUAGCCCAGCUUGCAAGGAUGGCCUCCCGGCUGAGCAGGAGUGUCGAAACAUCACCCACCUCCUGGAGCAGGAGCUGACCCAGGCCCAGGAAGUCUUACGGGGACUGAGGCCCAAGCUGCUACUUGCAACCAGACUGUGGAGACCCUGAAGAUUUCCCUGAAAGAGCAGAUGGCUGCGGGCCACAAGCAACAGGAGCUGGUGCAGAAGCUUCAAGAGGAGAUCAAGACAUUGAAUCAGUCGCUGCAGGAGAAAUCCGCGGAUCUGGAGAAGAAAUCCGCGGAUCUGGAGAAGAAAUCAGCGGAUCUGGAGAAGAAAUCCGCGGAUCUGGAGAAGAAAUCCGCGGAGCUGGAGCAACUAAGAAAAGAGAAUGAGGCCUUGGUCUCUGCCAAGUCCGCCCAACUCCGGAGUCAGCCUCAGUCUCUCCGUGGCUGCUGUGCUCCUGCCCCUGAGCCUCCAGGCUCUGCUGGCCUGAGGUCCCAGGAAGCCUGCAGGCACAUUCUAACCUGGCUGAGGGCUGUUUACCCAGAGCCAUGGGGAUUAACCUCAGAAUGCAGUCCAGCCUCCUUUUCUGAGAGUUUCCUGUCAUCUUGGAAAGAUGACAACCUGGUCCCAGAUCGUUUAGCAAUCUAUCCUAAUAAACGUUCCAAAAUUCAAAUCUGUCUCUGCUUAAUAAUUGAUUCAAGGAGUGACAGGCACCCAGACCCAUCUGUUGUCGGUUUCAGAGCCCACAACCUGGACUCGCCUGUUUCCCUCUGGGUUUCCCUGACCUGGCCAGUUCUGAGGGGCACAUGGCUGUGGGGAGGGGAAGGAGGGGGAUUCGCCAACACAGGGGCUGGGCGCAGGCGGAGAGGGGGCGGCUGGCCUCCCAAGCCCAUCGGCCAGAACCACCGCAGCGGCCUCUUUGGCUGA